UUUGCCUUAUGCAUAAAUCGAAGUCUGUCGCGAUGUGUUUGUAAGACAGACAAAUAAUCCGAUGCAAAAUGCUUUUAGUUUAGUUGUUAAUAAUUGUCUAAAGAGCGCAGACAAGUUGUCAUCACUUUAUCGUAGAAGUUUUGGACUUUAGCAUGGUAGUUUCAGCCCUAUGUAGCUUUGUACUAAAUUAAACAAGCCAAAUACGUUGACUGGGUAAGUGAAUAUACAGUACAGGUUUAAAGUUAAGCAAGAUUAAGUGAAGCAGAAGAUGGAGCAGCAGUCUGCCGGGAGCAGUGGAUCUGGGGGUCAUCUUCUCUCCAGCAUCGCUCUCAACGAUAACAAGGCUGGUAUGGAGGGACUGGACAGAGAUAAGAUCAACAAGAUCAUUAUGGAGGCUUCCAAGGGAUCAAGAUUUUAUGAGAAUGAACUGAAGAAAGACCGUCAGGUGAAUCAGCGCAUUGAAAAGAUGAUGGAGCAAAAAGCCAAAAUCACCAAAGAACAGAUGAAGCAAGCACAAGCAGAGGUAGACAAGCUGAAAUCUGAACUGGAGAGGGGUCGAGAACUGGGGCGUGUGAUAGUUCACGUAGACAUGGAUGCCUUCUAUGCUGCUGUAGAAAUGAGAGAUUGCCCAGAGCUAAAAGACAAACCAAUGGCGGUGGGAUCCAUGAGUAUGCUGUCUACCUCCAAUUACCACGCUAGGAGAUUUGGUGUUCGUGCUGCCAUGCCAGGUUUUAUCGCUAAGAAACUCUGCCCAAACCUUAUCAUUAUGCCCACCAACUUUGACAAAUACCGAGCAGUGAGCGCACAGGUACGGGAGAUAUUUUCCGACUACGAUCCUCAUUUUAUGCCUGUGAGUCUGGAUGAGGCUUACUUGGACAUUACUGAACACCUGGAGCAGCGCGAGCACUGGCCUGAGUCCAUGAGAACACAUUACAUGGGCGAUGCCAAGAAAGAAAAUAAUUCAGACGUGCCUGCAGUUGAGUCAGAGAAAGAUGGACUGUCCCCAGUGCUGUUUGAAGACAGUCCAAGCUCCUCCCCUUUUUUGACUGAGGCCAAUGGGAAAGCAGUGGUGUUUGGGACGAGUGCAGAGGAGGCUGUGAGGGAGAUGCGCUUUCGUAUCGAGCACAAAACAUCUUUAACAGCUAGCGCGGGCAUUGCCCCAAACAUGAUGCUCGCAAAGGUGUGCAGUGACAAGAACAAGCCGAAUGGCCAGUACAGAAUUCCUCCUGAGAGAGAAGUUGUGAUGGAUUUCAUUAAAGAUCUUCCUGUCAGAAAGGUAUCUGGUGUUGGUAAGGUUACAGAGAAGAUGUUGGCUGCAUUAGGUAUUGUCAGCUGUGCCCAACUUGGCCAGGAGAUGGCGCUAUUAUCCUUGCUUUUCUCAGAAACUUCGUGGCAUCAUUUUCUUCACAUAUCUCUGGGUUUAGGCUCCACGUAUAUUGAGAGGGAUUCUGAAAGAAAAAGUAUGAGCACUGAGAGGACGUUUGGGGAGAUGAGUGAUGCAGAGGAGCAAUAUUCUCUUUGCAGGGAGCUCUGUCAUGAUCUAGCCCAGGACUUACAGAAGGAGGGUCUUAAGGGGAAAACUGUUACUUUAAAGUUGAAGAAUGUCAAAUUUGAGGUGAAGACCAGAGCAUUCACAUUGCAAUAUGCUGUCUGCACUGAGGAUGAAAUCUUUGCUGCUGCUAAAGAUCUCCUCAAAGUUGAGAUUGACAGUGUCAGCCCACAGCCACUGAGGCUGAGACUCAUGGGCAUUCGUGUGUCCAGCUUUAUUACUAUUGAAGAUAAAAAGCCUCUUCAGAGGAGUAUAAUGGGAUUCCUGCAAAAAGGUGGACCUGAUCCAAGUGGCUCCACACAGUGUCCUGAAUCUGUGCUUAAAUCUAAAGUAUGCAGUGAUGCCAAGUCCAGUGGAAGUCUUCUAAAGCCGCAUAAUAAAGAGAUAAAUGUACCUUCUGUCCCCGAACAAAUACUAAAAUCCAGAGGACAUCAGCAGCAAUCGUUUUUUCAAAAAGCACAGUCAAAUAGACUUCAGCAGCAGGAUCGAACAGCAAACAAUACCGCAGACACAGCUGCCGCUGCUGCUACACAGGCAGAUCUUUCAAUAACAAGCACACAAUUAGACACAACAUCACAAAAUGCAACCUCGGGGAGACACACAACAGAAAAUAUAAACAAACAAGCAACAUUGCAGACAUUAUUUAAUAACACCUCAACAAUGCAGUGUCUCACCUGCCCUGUGUGCAACAGGGAGAUGAAGGCUGUAAACCUCGUAGACUUUAACCGCCAUAUUGACGAAUGCCUCAAUGGAAGUGCAAUGGAAAAUAAAUCAACAGACAUGGAUGAGGAUCGAGAUAAAUGCAGUGAAGAACAAGGCAAACAGAAGGAGCCCUUUAGCAAACUACCUGUAGCAAACUCGGGCAGAAGGACUUUGUUACAAUCAUCAAAUAAGGAACCGUCCUGUAAUGGCAAAGGAGAAAAGCCAUCUUUUAUAUCUGUACCAAUAGUGGACAACGAUGACGGCUCUGAUUUCAAGAAGCCGUUUUUUAGCCGCAGGACAAAUGUAAAUGAUAAACAUUCAGGUUUUUCUAAUAAUGAGACGCCUCUUUGUGAAUCUACUUCUGAAACCUGUCACGAAUCACACAUUGCUGAGGUUGUCACUGUACUGUCAGCUGACUCGAAAGGCCCGUCUUUGACGUGUCCUGUGUGCAAUCAACCACAGAGCACUGAUGACCUCACGCUAUUUAACCGGCAUGUGGAUAUGUGUCUCAACCAGGAAGUGUUGCUGGAAUUCAGAGGAUCUCGUUCACCUUUGGAUCAGGCAGAUGCAUCAGCACACAGGAGCAUAGGAGACCAACUGCAAGACCAUGGAACAGCUUCUAAAGUUAGAGAAAAAAGCAAAAGACAAGGAUCAUCUGCACUUCCUCCAGCAAAGAAAACCAAACUGCUGAACACAAAACACACCAUUGACAAGUUCUUCAAAGGCAACAUCUGACAAAAUUUCUGUUUUAUCACUAGACCGCUACAAAUCCUGUGUGUCCUAUGAAGUGUAUAAAUUCAUCUUUGAAUUUAUGAAGAAGAACUGUGAUAAUCCCUAAUGCCUUUCCUUGCUCUAUCUUGUAGAAAAAUGUUGAAACAUCAAAUCAUAAAUAAUAUAUAAUGAAUGAGGACUAUGUAUGCAUAGAAAAGAGUAAAAAAAACAAGUAUUUCAUAUGCAAUUUAUUAAGAAUGUCUUUAUGCUUUGAUUUUUGUAUAUACUUUAUUGUAUUUAUUGAAAUGUGUAUGUGCGUAAGCAAAUAACUUUAUAAUUCUUAUUUGUCUAUUUUAUUAGGGGUUCAAGCAUUAAGUGCUGGAACCCUGUUGCAUUAAUGGUCCUGUCCCAAAUGGCACACUCCGGACUUGUGGUCCUCCUCAGAGUCCACACUUUGAUGACAUCACGUAGUCCAGACUUUAGGGACCCUUAAUGCGAGUCCACGUGGGUGCAACGGAGUCGUAUUUUGGGACAGACUCGAGCGUCACACCGGAAAUAGGUAGAGAAGUUGCCCGUCAGUGUGAGCUCCUCCCUUCCGUCGUCUGAUUGCUCUGAUUGCUCUGAUUGCUCUUUCGCAAGGACUUCUGGGUUGGUAAAGUGCGCGAAGCCUGCUGCAGUGCGGGCUUCGCUGAAGACCGCAUCAAGGGGGCAAAGGAGGCGCUGAUGAGCACACUUCAAAGCGUAAAAAUGACAGAUGGGACACCCUACGGACUCGUGGACUAAGCAAGCACGCGCAAUUUAAGGCCACGAGACCGAAAGUCCACAUGAAGUGCGCCAUUUGGGACAGGGCCUUUAAAGAGAUUUUUACAACCACAAAUCAAAGAAAAUUAUAACACAAUGUGUGAAAUGUGAAUAAAAACAGAAUGCAAUAAUU
Misgurnus anguillicaudatus (oriental weatherfish) is the source of this 3896-nucleotide messenger RNA. Lineage: Eukaryota; Metazoa; Chordata; Actinopteri; Cypriniformes; Cobitidae. The record is from RefSeq and is a predicted model, not a curated record.